Messenger RNA from Diaporthe citri, 762 nucleotides. RefSeq lists its product as uncharacterized. Gene Ontology annotation, molecular function: transcription factor binding; transcription corepressor activity. Bases 1 to 762 code for a protein of 253 amino acids. NCBI's taxonomy places the organism in Eukaryota, Fungi, Ascomycota, Sordariomycetes, Diaporthales, Diaporthaceae. The record is from RefSeq and is a predicted model, not a curated record. Gene Ontology annotation, cellular component: nucleus. The transcript is spliced from 2 exons. Gene Ontology annotation, biological process: negative regulation of DNA-templated transcription.
AUGGAUCAAGCAGCUAAGGUCGACCGCGAUGCGACUACCCCGUUUCUUCUGAAGGUGUUCUACAGAACCGGCGCAUUCCACAGACCAGAUGAGUUCUCCGCGCCUGACAACCUGCCUCACGUGUCCUUCCACACAUGGCCCUCUGCGACGCUCGCCGAGCUCAGCCACCAGCUCGCCGCCACCUCGCCACACCUCCUCCCCUCCCCAGCGAUAGGCACACGCCUGGCCUUCCGCCUCCUCUACUACGACACACGCGCCGCCGGGGACCAGGACCAAGGGUCAGCGCGCUGCGUCGUGAAAGACCUCGGCUCGGUGGUGAUAGGCGACGGCGGGCCGGGGAUCUCGACAGACGGGGACGACGACGCCGGCGCGGAGACGGAGGACGGCAGGCUGCGGAUGGGCGCGACGGCGGGCUCGGCGGCCGAGAGCGCAAAGUCGCUGGCGGACGCGCGGUUCGUAGUCGGGGACUACCUCUCGUGCGCCAUACUGCCGCCCUCGCCGGCGGACGGGAGCGUGCAGCCCGCCUCGGCCGCCAGGGCCGGUAGGGGGUACGGCGCCGGCCAGGCGAGGAGCACGGUCGACCUCGGCCCGCCGCAGAUGAGCAGGGGCGGAGGCCGGGACGCCUGGUCUGCGACUAUGUAUGGGCCUAAGGGCGGCGGAGGAGGAGCCGGAUUUCGUGCGCCGCCGGUCGGCGAGUGGCGCAGGGGGGAAAAGCUUCCUGAGGGGCCUCCUGGGCGAGGCAGAGGCGGGAGGCGAUGGUGA